UAUCUGGGGAAUAACUUAUGUACAGGAUCGCUUUGUACAUACUGUGCUGUAUAUUUUAUUAUUAUAUUAUUAAAAUAAUUGCAUUUCCAUGUUCUGUGUACUGUGGGAGACCAGAUAUAGUGAAUGCAGGGUCCGGGGAGACCGGAUAUAGUGAAUGCAGGGUCCUGGGAGACCAGAUAUAGUGAAUGCAGGGUCCGGGGAGAGUGGAUAUAGUGAAUGCAGGGUCCGGGGAGAGUGGAUAUAGUGAAUGCAGGGUCCGGGGAGACCGGAUAUAGUGAAUGCAGGGUCCGGGGAGAGCGGAUAUAGUGGAUGCAGGGUCCGGGGAGAGCGGAUAUAGUGAAUGCAGGGUC
Molecule: messenger RNA, 350 nt
Organism: Staurois parvus
Lineage: Eukaryota; Metazoa; Chordata; Amphibia; Anura; Ranidae
Source: the annotation of a GenBank genome assembly